AUGAUUCUGUUCACCCAGGUCCCCUCCGACCCCCCAGGUCCCCUCCGACCCCCCAGGUCCCCUCCGACCCCCCAGGUCCCCUCCGACCCCCCAGGUCCCCUCCGACCCCCCAGGUGCCCCCCGACCCCCCAGGUCCCCUCCGACCCCCCAGGUCCCCUCCGACCCCCCAGGUCCCCUCCGACCCCCCAGGUGCCCUCCGACCCCCCAGGUCCCCUCCGACCCCCCAGGUCCCCUCCGACCCCCCAGGUCCCCUCCGACCCCCCAGGUCCCCUCCGACCCCCCAGGUCCCCCCCGACCCCCCAGGUCCCCUCCGGCCCCCCAGGUGCCCCCGGCCCCCAGAGGGGUCCUUGGUGGUUAUCUCUAACAGGCAGAGAGCCACAGCACCCAGUGUUCCCAGAGAGCCACAGCACCCAGUGCUCCCAGAGAGCCACAGCACCCAGUGCUCCCAGAGAGCCACAGCACCCAGUGCUCCCAGAGAGCCACAGCACCCAGUGCUCCCAGAGAGCCACAGCACCCAGUGCUCCCAGAGAGCCACAGCACCCAGUGCUCCCAGAGAGCCACAGCACCCAGUGCUCCCAGAGAGCCACAGCACCCAGUGCUCCCAGAGAGCCACAGCACCCAGUGCUCCCAGAGAGCCACAGCACCCAGUGCUCCCAGAGAGCCACAGCACCCAGUGCUCCCAGAGAGCCACAGCACCCAGUGCUCCCAGAGAGCCACAGCACCCAGUGCUCCCAGAGAGCCACAGCACCCAGUGCUCCCAGAGAGCCACAGCACCCAGUGCUCCCAGAGAGCCACAGCACCCAGUGCUCCCAGAGAGCCACAGCACCCAGUGCUCCCAGAGAGCCACAGCACCCAGUGCUCCCAGAGAGCCACAGCACCCAGUGCUCCCAGAGAGCCACAGCACCCAGUGCUCCCAGAGAGCCACAGCACCCAGUGCUCCCAGAGAGCCACAGCACCCAGUGCUCCCAGAGAGCCACAGCACCCAGUGCUCCCAGACCUUGA
Osmerus eperlanus (European smelt) is the source of this 1002-nucleotide messenger RNA. RefSeq lists its product as uncharacterized. The record is from RefSeq and is a predicted model, not a curated record. NCBI's taxonomy places the organism in Eukaryota, Metazoa, Chordata, Actinopteri, Osmeriformes, Osmeridae. The transcript has a single exon. Bases 1 to 1002 code for a protein of 333 amino acids.